Molecule: messenger RNA, 531 nt
Organism: Perkinsus marinus ATCC 50983
Lineage: Eukaryota; Perkinsozoa; Perkinsida; Perkinsidae
Exons: 1
Biological process (GO): vesicle-mediated transport; protein geranylgeranylation; small GTPase-mediated signal transduction
Cellular component (GO): Rab-protein geranylgeranyltransferase complex; cytoplasm; nucleus
Molecular function (GO): GDP-dissociation inhibitor activity
Source: RefSeq, a predicted model, not a curated record
GUACUGUAAGAGCAAGAUGGUUGACCUUCUAUUGGAAAGCGGUUGUGCCGCGUACUUGGAGUUUCAAAAACUCAAAGAUUCGUUGAUGAUCUGGACAGGAGAGGAGCGUGGAGGAAAUGCAAGUGGGAGCAAGAUUGCAAGAUCGCCAUUACGUGUAACUGAUACGCUCACUGUGCCGGUUACUCGCCAGCAGAUCUUCAAACAUAAGAAAUUGUCGCUUCUUGAAAAACGGCAGUUGAUGAAGUUCAUCACCACUUCGGCGAACCUAUCGCCGAAUUUGGCCUUUCAAAGUGCAGCGGCAGUGGGGACUGAUACAUACAAUAGCGUUGAGGAAAAGCAAGAUUGCAAGAUUUUGCAAGAUCCAGUUUCUGAGCUGGAUUUGACAGCGUUACCGAGCAGACUGUUGGAUGGUCUCAAAUACGCCGUUUGCCUUGAUUUAAACGAGGACAACUGGAGGGCGAAUAAGAGCGUUCGGUUGCAGAAUCGAUUGACUCAGUUUGUCCAGUCUUUGCAAGUCUAUGAUAGCGACGG